Messenger RNA from Cladocopium goreaui, 17753 nucleotides. NCBI's taxonomy places the organism in Eukaryota, Dinophyceae, Suessiales, Symbiodiniaceae. The record is from the annotation of a GenBank genome assembly.
UCGCCAUGCGAAACUCAUCCAAAGGGCAAAAGCUGGCACGCAAAUCCGCAGCAAAAACGUCGGUGGCUGAAGUGCCGGCAGAUCUCACCAUCAACUCGCGUGUUUUGGUGAAGGCGCUGGAAGGUGAAGAUCUAUUGCCAGGUACCGUUCUGUUCAUCGGUUUGACGCAGUUUGCCGAGGGCACAUGGCUGGGCGUGGAACUGGACGAAGCCAAAGGGAAGAACAAUGGCACUGUACAAAAUGUGCAUUAUUUCACCGCCCGCCCUGCCCACGGCCUCUUCGUUCGCCCAGCCAAAGUACUAAGAAAGCAGGAGACUUUGCCGUUGGAGAAGCUCCAUCCUGACAGUGCACCCAACUUCAAGGUUGGAGCCCAUGUUCUGGUGAGGCCAGCACAGAACUGUGCCGGCAUUGUUCGCUUCGUUGGAACGACUCAAUUUGCAGAAGGUGAGUGGGUUGGAAUAGAGCUGGAAAAACCUUUGGGCAAAAAUGAUGGCACGGUGAAAGGUGUUGCUUACUUUUCCUGCCCGGCGAUGCACGGAAUUUUUGCACGUCAUCAUCAUAUGCUUGAAGCGGGUGGAUCUUCAACGACGCCAAGCUCCACCUCGCAACGCGUUGCGGAAAAGAAGGAGACUGGGGACACGAAGCUUUCCCUCAAGGUAGAGAUACCAAGAAGUGCAGAGGUCAAAGAGAUGAAGGCGGAAGUGGAACGCUUGAGAAAGGAACUGCAGCGGUACCAGACUCUCCAGGACAGACGACAGCGCUCGGGAGUCAUCUCCAUCACUAGAUGCAGUGCCUUCCCGCAUUACGAAAAAGAUGAAGGACCGAUUCAGACCGAGUCAGACCGAGAAACGCGUUGCUGCCAAGCCCCGCAGGAAGAGUUCCAGAAUGAGAUCGAUCAUUUCCUGGAGCGCAGGAAGCCAUUGAUCCCCAGGGAACUUUCUGGACCAAGUGGUUUUGGAGCUUUCCUUCAAGAGCAGAAGAAGGCCAUGUUAUGGAGCACGACGAGCUUCCUGGACGUCGCCACCAGGGCAUCCCAGCUGUGGCUGCAGCUGGAUCCCAGUGCCAGGAACCGCUUCCGAGAGCAGAGGGUCAUGGCAACACAUCGAAGAAGUGAGAAGCCGAAGGUGGCCAAAGAUGCGAAGUGGAAGUUGGAUUCUCCUGGUGUCAGCCGGCACAGCGACCAUUACGUUUGCACGGUACAAGAGGUGCGGCAGGCCGGGAUGGCCUCGAUUGAGCUGGACUUCCUGGUGCAAGGUGAUGGCUCACUGGGACCAUUGCAGAAGCCGGAGGCGAGCAAAGUGAUGUGGGACGGCAAGAAAAGACGCUGCUGCCCCGAGACGGUGCGAUUGAAGUUGAACGAGGAUGGAGGUUCCUCAGGGCCAUCGCGAAUGGAGGGGACCAUGGUCUUCAAGAAGGUUCCGACGCGUGGAACUGUGACUUUCAGUUUCGGAAGCAGCGGCUAUACGGGCUUGAAACUGAAAUUGGGUCCUUCAGCUGGUGCAUGGGGAGCUGAAGAGUUGAAAACUCUUUCGUCAUUGAUCAAGAGCUAUUGGGAUGGGAAAGGUUCAGAGAAUCAGACUGCACCAGUCUUCAAGUUCGACCUGGACGAGUCUGUCUUCGUUGAGAGGUGUUUGCUGGGUGACCUGCACUUGAUAAGUCCUGAAAGCGCAAAAGUUGGACAACUGGCUUCGGUCGUCAAGAGGUUCGAUUUGGUGGCCAUGAAAACAUCUGGCGAGAAAGGGCAGUUUGUCGAACCCUUGGUGCUAAAAAGUCUUAAUCUGGAGACCUUUGUAUGCAAGGUGGUGUCGGAGAGAGAGUCCUUCAAAGAUCCCAUUGACAAAGAACCCAGCCGACUUGGUCAUGUGACUCUAUCGAAUCUCAGGUUCCUGCGGCGACCAACGGAUCUGGAGAUUGUCAAACUGCUGAAGCCGGAGGACUUCUUUCCGCCGGAGGUGGGUGAUCUACAUCAGCUGAGAGGCAAAGCGGUGGUGCCUGUGAAAGAAGUUUGGGAAGAUGAAACGACAGGUGCUGGGGCCCCUGGGGCCCCUGGGGAAGGGAAAUCAGGUCGUAUUCACUGGACUUAUGGUGAACCAGCUCUGGACGAGAAAGCGGCAUCGACUUGUUGCACCCGCAAGGGGCGUCUGGUGGCACCCUUUCGUGCAUUGCCCACAGCUGCAGUUCGGGAUAUGGUGGAGGAGGAGACCAAGAAGGAUGCGAUAGUGAAGCGUGUGUCUCCUGGUGGAUGGUGUGACAUUCCAAGCUUGUGGAAGGCAUUGGAUGCUGGACACAACAUGCUGGAGGUUUUGGAUCAGAGCUACCCACGCACGCUCAAUCCUCCAAGCCUUAGCGGGUCAACUUCGCUGGCGACCCGCGGGCUCAUAUCGUUUGGUGGGGCCUUUGCGACAGCGGUGGUCUUUCUUUGCGCUCAUCAUCCUGAACGGCUGGGGGUGCACUUUUUGAAACACGAGCUCUUUGGCCAGGUGUUGUACAUCGGCAACGGCCAGGUCUUGUAUGGUCUUCAAGAUACUGUUCCUCUUUGCGAUCUUUCUCUGCGAGGGCCAGUACGACUUCAGCAAGGCGCAGGUUGCGGCGCAGGCGAGCCAAGGCGAGACAGCUUUGGCACUGGCACAGGCGCGGAAUCAGGACUCUGGGCAGGCAACAGCUGCAAAGGGUGUUUGGUGUCCUACAAAGCCAUCAUUCAAGAGAUCAUCACUUUCUACGCUUGGAGAUGGAACUACUCAGGCUGGAACGCACAGACCAACUGGCAGGAUUGGGAGAGCUCUCAUUGGGGAGAUGGCUCCAAUCAACAUCAGAGAGCCAAAACUCCGAAAGACAGGCACAGAGGCAGCACACCUCGGAAGCGCAACGCGGGUGGCAAGAAAGAGAAACACGCCCAGUACAGUGCGCCGGAGGUGGAGCCGCCAUGGAAUGCAAACUAUUCGGGAGGGCCAUCAGCCUCUACAGCUGGGGAAGAUUCCUCGGCAGUCCAGGAGAAGCUGGUCAUUUUGGCGACAGCGGUUCAGGAGUCCAAUGCAGCAGUGAAUUCCAAUGCGAGGCAGAUUGUGGAGGAGUAUUCCACACCGGUGCCGACGGCCAAGGGAUUGAAAGCAGCGGUGGACAAGAUGGACAAGGCGCGCAAGAAAUUGAAGGAUGCGGAGAAAGCAAGACUGACAAUGCAUUCUUCGUGGAGAAAAUACAUAGCAGACUCCUUGCAAAGGUGGACGCAGUUUGCAGAAAAAUUUGGCCGAGACGACCAAGAGCUUGCAGAUCGUGUUCGAGCAGCAAGAGAGAAACUGCAGAAAACGAAAGAAGAUGUGGAUGCCAAGAAAGCUGCAUUAGAGGAUCACGAUGGGGAAGACCACAUCGACAUCUCCGACGAGGACAUGGCGGAGAAGGUGGACAGCUCCGAGAACAUCCAAAGCAGCCUUACGCACAUGGUGGAGAAUUUACUCACUAUGAAGCAACAGGCAGACGCAGCGAUCAUAGAGGCGAACGAGAACAAGGCGAAGAGGCAGCGCACAGACAACAACGGGGAUGGAGAACUUCCUGCUGGGGGCGGAUUUCAUCAGGUAACCUUUGCAAAGUAUGUGGAGUUCUAUGUGGGCUUUGAGGACACCGAGCACUAUGUGAAGGAGACCUAUGCGGCGGAGAAUUUUAACCAUCAAGCACACCUUCGUGAGGUCACUCAAAGACUCUUUGCUGGAUCUGAGAUGAAUCUAGAGGACGAAGAAGCCUCUGAUGAAGUCUCAUGGAUGUCUGCAGGAGUUCAACAAGACCAAGGUGAAUUGCAACCCUUUUUGAAUCGCGAUGCGGCACGGGCAGUUGACAUGCCCGAAGUCGCGCGCCAAGGAGAUGAAGUAGAGAUGGAGAUCGAGACAGAGAUUUCACCAUCAGACCCAGAAGAUGGCAGCGGAUCUGAGACUGAAUCAUCUGAAGGGCAAGAGGAACGACAUUCCACUUUGGCAUAUUUCAUGGAUUAUGACCCAGUACAUUGCCGACCUCGAUGGCGAACUUAUGAGCUGCUUCAUCAAGACAUUGCGUAUCAAGCUCGAAUGAGUCACCAUGACGUGAGUAGAAUCCACAUUGUAGGGCAUCCUCCAGAAGAUCUACAAAUGGCAAGUGUGAGACCAGUCAUUGUGCAGCAGCCGCAAGAUGUGACAGAAGGGUCUACAUUUCAAUUGAUUCUUUUGGAUGUGGAGUUCCACAAUGCUAUGCCUUCUCUGGAUGCAGAGACAGUGAGGAGAGCGAAGCUUCUGCCGAAAACUAUUUCACGCAAAGCACUGUUGGCCGUUCUUGGGCUUCAACCUUUCUGCACUUAUGCAAGACAGGCAUGUCUCAUGUGGCACAACCGAAAGCCAGUGAAGAUGCAGGGCAGAGCACUUAUUGAUCUACGUCAUGGGGACUAUUUGAAGGUAGUGGUCCCUCCAGGAAGAGGUGAACUUCGCAAGUAUUACACUCGAGAGGUGGCGCAAUGCAUGCGACGUGGCUAUCGAGCAUCCAACAUUCCAGUUAUCCUCGAAGCCAAUCCUGAAGGAAUCGACGUGACAGACAUGCCGGUCUAUGACACGUUCGCCUAUGUCCCCAAACCGGCGGACCUAGACUAUGACAAGGAUGCCAUGGCACUGUUUCAAAUGCCAGGCCACCAUGUUCCGCCAAUGGACCCGUGGCCCAGUUUUCUUACCAGAUCGUGCGAGGAGCCCAUCGAGGAGUUCAUUUCCAACCUCAAGGUUGGAGAGCGAGAUCGACAAGAGGCACGCUCUUAUGAAACCUCCAACGGGACACAACCAGAAGUAGGACGACCGCAGUUAGCUUUUGGCAAUGAGCAGCACUUUCUGCAAGAAUUUUUUCCAGUGUGGCAUCAUUUUGCGGCUGUGGAACGUGAGGAUGAAGGAAGAAUCCUAUAUGCCAGAACAUGGUACUCAGACCAUGAUCGGUUCCCAGCGUGCGAAGUUUCUCGUCCAGCAAGGUUGACAUCAGAUAUCUCUAGCUGGUUAGAUGUCCUAGCAGAGACGUGGGAUGAUCGAGUUGAUCCAGAUGCAGAACUCGACUUCUACCUCAUUGUACCAAGACCCAGGGGCCCGACAGAUGUAGGAGAUGCAGCAGUUCCGCAUGUUCUUAUUGUGCAACACCCCCGACAUGACAGCAGAAGCGUACAUGUCUUUGCGGUUGAUGCCACGGAUGCGGGAACGACAGCAAGGUCUUUUGUCACGGUCAUGCCCUUUCCCUUGCGGAAAAGUGACUUUUUGGACUUGCUUGGCAUUCGAGAUGAGACUUUCAUUGAGAGCUUGGUUGAUUGUGCAGUUUGGCAUGGAGAUGUUGAACUUGAUCACGUGCAGCAGUACAACAUCAGGCAUGGUUUGAGUUUCAUUGUGAUCCUGAAUCAUUUGAGGGACAUCAUCGCCAGAGCAGCCAGAACGCCCACAGCAAGCUCAUCGUCCACAGCACUUCUGCAAGUACACCAACAACGACGGGUGAUACUGCUGGAUGAGCUCAUUUCUGAGGACGAACCAGUGAUGCAGACUGGUAUGGUAGCUGUUAGAGUGAAGUGGCUGGCAUCAAGUCAACCGUCCCCAAGCUACAUCACACUUUCUGCAGAAGCUACACAUGAUGAUGCGGCAGCAGAGUUAGCGUGCUGGGGACUGAAGGCUCUCCCAGUGUUAUGCAAUGAAUGUGGAGUGGUAGUCUGCCUGUCGGCAGAACCCUGCGAGACAUUGCACUAUGACUAUGUCUUUGUGAACACAGCAUUUCACGGGGGAAGUAACAUGCAGGAUGUCAUCGGGCACACGGACAGGAAACAGUUGCAGACCAACGAGCUUAUGAGUGUUCUUUAUCAACUUGGAUUCUGGCGAGCCAUUAUUGCAUCUGAGGAGGAAAUCUAUCCCUCUGUUUUCAAGGUUUGCUUUUUGGACCAAGUUGUUACGAUCAACGAGAAGCCUCAUAAGCCUCAGAAGAACGUUGAUUGGCCGAAGCCGCAACCAACUGGUGAGCACACCAGACAACCGUUCUUCCAUGAUCCAUCCCAUACUGAAAGUGACCAGCUAGUCGAUCUUGGGGUGCAGACCAGCGACUUGCAUGAGCUCUUUCUUUCACAUCAAGAUCUACUUUGUCUAGAUUUUGUAGGAUAUGAGCUACCUGAGGAGCUACAAGCUGCAGUUGACCAAUGUGACCCCAGCAUCCCGAUUGAGGAGAUCGACAGAUUCCUGGUCUACACUGAUGGCUCUUCUCUGGGCUCGGCCAAGCAUGCGCCUCCUAUGCGGGCAGAAGAAGAUGGAACAGGAGACACGUGGGCUUAUGUCAUUGUUGGCGAGCGAUACGCGCCCCCAGGUAUCAAGUUCAUGGGAUGGACAGCACAACAAGUACAUUAUGACCCGACAAGCAAUGCCCAUCUUGGGGCAAAACGCAUUGGCGCAGACAUUGCAGAGAAGGAAGCACUCUCAUGGGCCGCCUUAUGGCGGCUGAGUUUCAACCAAAAGACUCCUACCUGCUUUCGUUCCGACUCGAGAGUGGCUCUGGGACAAGCAGCAGGGACAACGGGAGCAGCGGAGAUGGAUGAGACCUUUGCCUUCUUGAGAGGGGCAUUUCAAGCGAUUGAGGCAGCGCUGGGAAGAGAUGGAGUCCAAUAUCAACACGUCCCUGGGCAUGCUGGGGAGGCAUGGAAUGAAAUCUGUGAUUGGCUCGCGAAAAGAGAGCGCCAGCGCAGUUUUUAUUGUCCAAGGCCACGAAUGGACAUGCGAAAAUGGAAAGCCGCCAUGAGCCACCUUUGGCUCAUUGUCGGACAACACGCUGAUCUUCCAAGAUUUUGUGGAAAAGGACUUCAUGCACCAGCUCCACAACUACCUCAACAACAUGAUCCAGCAGGGAGUGAAGACACUAGAGGUCAGACAACCACACAGCAAUGGGACCUCAUGGAAUUCACUGUCAGCGCUUGUAGCGUCAAUGUCAAUUCCCUCAGUGGAGCCCCAGAAGGGCAUGGAGGACGAUUGGAUUACCUGAGGUCUCAGUUUGCUAUGCUUGGCUUCAAUUUCCUGGGAGCCCAAGAGUCCAAAACUCCUGAAUUUCACUCUUGUGUGAAUCAAGUUUUGAGGAUGAGUUCAGGUCAUCAAAAUCAUCAACAAGGAGUAGAACUCUGGAUCAACCUGGCACAACCUUAUGGGAGUAUUCAGGGACGGCCGCAAUUCUUUGACCGGCAUGACUUUCAAGUUGUUUACAAGUCACCACGAAGCCUGCUAGUGAGUGUUGAUACACGCUUUUGGCGAUGUUGGCUCCUUGUAGCCUACGCCCCACACAGCGGCAUUUCACAUGCAGAACGAGCACAAUGGUGGCAUACUCUAUCAGAGGCGCUCCAUCACAAACCAGCGACUGAUCCCUUGAUUGUCAUGUUGGAUGCGAAUGCAGGCCCUGGGGACUAUGAUGGAGUUGCAGUGCACCAAACUGGCUUUGCGACUUCAUCUGGCACAUCACUGCUACGUAGCUUUGCAGAAGAACAAGGUCUUUUCUUUCCUUGCACUACGACAGCGCAUGUGGGCCCCACUGAAACAUGGACGGACCCAACAGGAGAGAAGAGCUACUGCAUUGACUAUGUUUUGUUGACUCAUCACUUCCGCGGUCAGUGCCACUUAUCACGUGUAGUGGAGGAGUUUGACUUGGGCAGAACAGCUUGGGACCAUGAGGCGACAGCGGUUGAACUUCAAUGGCAAGAGUGGCUACAACGCAGAUCAAGAAUCAGCCCUGAUGGCCUUGGGUUUGACCCUGAGCAGAUCAACGGCCAAACAGUCCAUUCAGUCCUCUCCACUUAUGCACCACCCACAUGGGAGACCAAUAUCGAAGCUCACGUUGGCGAUUUCAACAAGGUUCUCUUGCAAGGUUUGAGACAACAUUGUCCACCACCCCGCAGGGGGCCAAAAAAGGCCUACAUGACGGAGCAGAGCUGGCAAUUACCUGGGAGCAAGCUGAAGUUCAAGAAGCAGAUCCAACAGUUAUUUCGCCGGCAGCGAGAUGAAAGGAUGAUUUUCUUCUUCAAGCUCUGGAGACACCGUAGGACUGACCAGAAGGUUUGGGAAGAGUACCAGUCCUACAGCGAGUAUCUCUGGAGAGCCAACUUUAAGUUGGUUGGGCAACACCGCAAAGCAAUGCUGCAGUUGAGGCAGCAUUUGAGCAAAGCCAAACAAGAAACGAUCAGGCUGAAGUUUGCAGAGAUGGAUCCCAAUGCUCCGGCCAGCGCAAUUUUGCAUGAGCUCAAACCUCUCUUAGGUCCUUCCAAUCUCAAAAAGCUCAAGGUCUCGCCGUUGCCACAGAUACGUAAUGCACAUGGAGAAGCUUGUUGUCUUCCCAAUGAGGCAGUCGAAGCGUGGUUGGAAUUCUUCAGGCAAAUGGAAGGAGGGACACGAAUGGACCGCAGACAACAACGCGAUCUUUGGAUUGCCAAUCUUCAACGUUUUCGGCAACAAGAAUUUCACGUCCAGGCCGAAGAACUUCCAAGACUCAUUGACCUUGAAGCGGCAUAUAGGAGGAUCAAUCCCUACAAGGCAGUAGGGCCAGACAAACUGCAUCCCGCCUUUUGCCGGAUGAACCCGUCCUUUUUGGCGAGGUUGACCUUCAGCCAGCUGUGGAAGCUGACGCUCCAUGGGCAGGAGGCACUAGACCACAAAGGUGGCAUGCUCUUCCCGAUUUGGAAGUCAAAGGGGCCAAAGGAUUGCUGUACUUCAUACCGAAGUAUAUUAGUAUCCAGCUUCAUUGGCAAAAGUUUGCAUCGAAGCCUCAGACAAAGGCAGACGGCCCUCUUCGAGCGCUACAUGCAAACGGAACAGCUGGGAGGCCGACCCAAAGCGCCGGUUACGCUUGGUGUGCAUUUGGGGAGGGCAUUCCUACGAGCGAGACGCAGUCAGGGCCACAACGUUGCGAUGCUGUACCUUGACCUGACGGAAGCGUUUUAUCGCAUCUUGCGGCCCCUGGUGACAGGUGGCCCGGUGUCAGAUGAAAUGGUGAUGCAUGUGGGGCGCAAGUUGGGGUUCACGGAGGAUCUCCUUGAGGAGCUCUACAAGCAUUUGAGUGAGCCGGCGGCGAUUGCGGAGGCGAACCUGCCAAAACACAUGCAGAUUGCCAUUACGGCGUUGCACGAGGACACGUUCUUUACGGUGAAAGGGCAAGGCGACGUUUGCAGGACGACGUUGGGGUCGAGGCCGGGCGACUGCUUUGCAGACGUCAUCUUUUCGUACUUGUGGGGACGCAUUCUCAGACGUCUACAAGUUACGCUCACUGACAUGCAGAUUGACGACAAGAUCCCUGCAGACACAGGUUUGAGUCUGUCGGGCCCGCAAUCAGAGUCUUCUCGGUCCUUCUUAGGGCCGACGUGGAUGGACGACACCUGCGUCUGCGUCUCUGAUCCAUCACCACAGAGACUUGAGGCCAAGAUCCACCAAGCAACAGGAAGACUUCUAGAUCUCUGUGAAACUCAUGGGCUUUCACCCAAUUUGAGCCCGGGGAAGACGGAGGCACUCUUAGUAUUUCAAGGACGCGGCUCAAGGCAGAUGCGCAUCAGAUACUUUGGGCCCACUUCAGAUAGAUCUUUGAAGAUCAUGGGAGAAAAGGGAAUCAUGAAAGUGAGGGCAGUAGCUCAAUACACGCAUCUGGGCUGUGUCAUUCACCAUCAAUCUGAUCAGAGGAGAGAAGCUCGCAGACGUAUUGGGAUGGCACAUCAGACGUUUACGCAGCACAGACGUCAUUUGCUGCAGAAUCCAGUGCUGUCCAUGCAAAGACGUUUUGAGCUUUUCAAGUCUUUAGUGUGGAGUCGUUUGAGCUACGGAACAGAGACAUGGACCUUUUCGGAGGGGCGCACCAAAGAGUACAUUCACAAUGCAGUGAUGAGACUAUUGCGCCGUCUCCUGGGUCGAGCUCAUGAUGCCCACCUCAUGGACGACGACAUCUUGACAGAAGUUGGCGCCAAUAGCCCCACGGAGCUCUUGCGCCUAUCAAGACUUCGAUAUUUGGGAACCCUUCACAAAUGCACUCAUUUAGUGCCAUGGGGAUUGAUCAAUAGUGAUCAACAAUGGAUUGAACUUAUCAAGGAUGACCUACGAUGGCUUUGGAUGCAACUACAUGGUUCCUCACAGCUGCCAGAUCCGCUGAUCAAUAUGGCCGUUUGGGAGGACAUCUGGCUCCAUCAUCCUUCAUACUGGCGUCGCCUAGUUCGAAGAGGUGGAGAACAUGCCAUCCUGCAGCGACGGCGCAACCAUCGUGUGGUUCAAUUCCAUCAUCGGUUCACGCAAGUCUUUGAAUCAGUGCACCCAGGAAGUUUCGCAAGGCAAGCACAGGCGAAUGAGGAGCUUCCGGAGGCAGCAAGACUUGAGGAACAGCACGCCUGUAUGAGAUGUCAACAAACCUUCAGGAGCAAAGGAGGCUUGGGAGCACAUCUCUUCAAGAAACAUGGCGUGAUCUCGCGGCUUCGACUCCUUUUCGACACGACGUGCUGUGGGGCUUGCCUGCGGGAGUAUCAUACGUACAGCAAACUACAUGCACAUCUUCGACAUGCAGCAGCUUGCCGAGAGCAACUAUGGGGGAGACGUCAGCGGAUGGCACCUGUGGCGGGCGCAGGCUCUGUGGAAGAUCGUGAGCUGUGCAACGUGCAUGAUGGCAUACUUCCUCCCCUUCAAGCAGAGGGACCUUGCAUUGCAGCAGGAGCGGCAGUGCCACUACCAGAAUAUGACCUAUGCCUGGCCGAAACCAUUUACGAGAAGGUUUUGGAACGUGGCGAAGCAGAGGAUAUUGACUCUGUAAUUCUUCACUCCAUCCAGGACUAUGUCAUCACGUGGGCCUCGUGUAAGGCCACCCUGUGCUAUCUCAUCGAGAACCUCACGGAGCAGGACUUGGAGAUCCUCAACCUGGGGGAGUAUGACAUGGUGGAGCGAUUGCGGCAACUGCAAAAGGCGGAGAGCUGGCCUUUUCUUUGCUUGACUGGGUCUAGACCAAGACACCGAGCCUCAACCAUGACCCUGGCAGAGAUGGAGCAGCAAUGUCUGGACGCUGUCGAAGCAGCCAAUACGCGACAGAGGUUAUGGGACGUGCCCAGACCGAUGGCAAAGGAGCGCUUCAUUAUCCACGCGUUUUCAGGCAGACGCAGAGCCGGAGAUUUCCAACAUUUCAUCGAGCUCAUCCAGAAGGACUACCCGGAGAUGCUGGUGCACACCAUUUCCGUCGACCUGAUGGUGGACCCUACAUGGGGAGACGUUUCCCAACCCAAGGUCAGGGAUUUCUGGCUGAGGGCUGUGAAGCAAAGGCAGGUGGUCGGCGCUCUUGCCGGCCCGCCGUGCGAAACCUGGUCCCAGGCCCGUGGUAAGCAAUUGCCUACGGAUCCCAAAGGACGUGCGAAAAGAGGCCCCAGGAUCGUGCGAGACCUGGCUGACCUUUGGGGUCGUGCGGCCCUGGCUUUGAAAGAAGUUCGCCAGCUGGAUGUGGGCAACCUCUUGCUUUUAUUCACGCUGGAGCUCCUGAUUGAGUUGGCGCUGGCGGAUGGCGUAGGUGGGUUGGAGCAUCCGGCACCGCCGGCAGACGAAACAAGGGCGAGUAUCUGGCGGCUUCCGCUGCUUCAGUUCCUCAUGGAAUGGCCUGAGUUUGAGACCCUGGAUAUCUCUCAAGGACUCUGGGGAGCCAAGAGCAGGAAACCAACCAGACUCUUGCUCCUCAACCUGAAGAAGAUGGUCCCGGAGCUCCGCCGCUGGCAGUUGACCGGCACUUUGCCGACCGGAGUGAGUAUUGGUCUCACUGAUUCAGGCGAAUGGGCCACUAGCGCUUUAAAAGAGUAUCCACCGGCCUUGUGUGCAGGAUUGGCGAGUGGAUUUCUCGCAUCUCUUCAGGAAUAUCCUGUGGAGGUGGCCUGUGCGAGUGCCAUCGUCAAGGAGAUGGUGGCUCUCACCGGGAAGCGUCGAGGUGGUCCCAGAAUCGCCCUGGUUGUGGAUGCUACGAAGGUGCCCUUGAAGCGGCCAAGAGUUAAAGUGAAGUGCACGGACUACGCCUUCAAGUGCCGAGCAGGGUCUCGCUUUGGCCUGUUGAAGCAGAAUGCCUUGGGCAAGGAUUACAUCAACAGGUGUGGCCGCACGAUCGCUUUCUCUGAGAAGACGUGCAAAUAUCGUGUGAAAAUUGACAACUGUGAUGAAGAGCUUGACAUGGACGCCCACAUGGGAAAGGCCGUUCAGCUCCCGCAGCUGGACUACACAGGCGGCAGCGAGUUGACCAUUCUCAUGGAAGAUGGACAACUGGUCAACGCAACCGUGAGCCGCAGGGUGAAGUGGAACACGUUUGCACUUCGCUUUGACCAAGGUGAGGAGCAGCUGGUGCAGCUCAAUGAGGCGAAUCAUGUGGAGGGUCAUCUGGCAGAGUUGGAUGCCACGGUUUACCGGACAUACUGCGAGCAUCAGCGGGAUCGUUUUUGCUACCUGGAAGACAGUAUCACCUGCCAAAGAAUAGAUGUAGAGAUGCAGGCCACUUACAUCGAGACAGCAGUUGAAAAUGUCCCUUGCUAUACACCGGACAUCAGAAGCCUAGCUUGCUUGCUGCUGGAUGCUGAUCGUGAGCGCUUCAAGGGGCAGCAACUCAUCUUCAGGUGUUUGAUGGUUGCAGGCUCUGGCACUGGCAAGACCUGGGCUGCUUGUCAGCUGAUGUACCACUUGAGCAAGGCGUGCGCCGGGAAAACUGAUACUACUGGGAUAGUGAAGAUGCCAGUGCUGAUCUUUGCUCAUAAAUUGGCAGGCUUGAUGCGUCGAGACGGGAUUAGCGACGUCGAGUACGCUAAUUUGCCUUUGUUAGAUCAAAAUGCGAUCCUGGACCAACCGUGGUUGGAGAAUGCUUUCAAGAUUGAGUACGGCAACGAGUACGGUGAUCUCUUGCUGAGGGCCUUGCGGCUGAGAAGUGCAGUGGUGAUAUUAGACGGCAUCGACGAAGCAUCCGAUGUGAAGGGAGUUCUCCAGAGCUACAUCAUCAGGCGAUUGGUUCCUAUGAACAUCUCGCUGGUGCUGACUUCCCGUCCAGAGGGCCUGAGUAGCGAUGGUAUCCUGAAGCAAUCCUUCGCGGAUAUAUGGCUGAAACCCCUAUCCGAUGAGCAGCAGAAACAGAUCAUCUUGAACCAGGUGAGGAGUGAAGGCAACGAAUUCUUUGAGAAACUCAUGAGAUUUGCCGAGAUACGUGCCACGCAUGACAAGAUCUACUUCAAUGAGGCCUUCCCAGAUCACAAGGAUCGGCGUUAUUUGGAGAAACACCUUCCGGCGCCGGAUCGUUUCAAGCAGAGAGAACGACCCGGAGAAGCCUUGUCAUGGGACCCAGCGAUGGUACAACACACCUUGGAAGGAAAGGUUGCCGAGGCUACAGCCGAAGGCAAGGAGCCAACAUCAGAGUACUUGAAGGCUGCCAGUGCAUACUUGACAGACGAUCUCUUUGGUCUGAUGGACCAGAUGUCAAUAGAGAAGAAACCAACUGCAGCAUUUGAGCAAGUGGUGCAGGAGAAAUUCCCAGAAACAGAGGCCUUCGAUUAUGGUCCAUCCUUGGCUCGAAAACUUUACAACUUGGCUGCGAAGAUGAAAAUUCAAAAGCACCGAGAGCUUUGGUUAAAGGUCAUGUCCGGCACAGACCAAUUGCUGACUGUGGCGGAGCACUUCAAGCCAGUGUUCGAGAAGACCAUAGAGGCAGUAUGUCAAGAUGUGCAGGACGAGUUAAUCAAAGCCACAUCUUUCCACAACGAGUCGCAGGGAGGUUUCCAGGAGAUGCCAGUUCCGGCUGAGUUGCUCUGUGGUCGAUUGAAAGAUCCUGUUCGUAUCACUGAGAAGGCUGCUGAUGACUAUGCAGAUCGCUUUCCGAAUUUCAUCCCGGAAGUCAAUGUGGUCGAUGUGGUCCGUGCUCGCUUGGUGUGCAGCAGUCUUACUCAGAUGAAAACCUUCUUGAGGAAGUUCGAAAAAGGCUAUGAAACAGAGAUUGAUGGCCAAAAGAUCAGGCUGACCUUGGCCCGGGUCAAAAACAAGUUUUCCAGCAAGGACCUCGAUCCCACGAGAUUUCGGAAUGUUUUGCUGACACUGCAGCUGCACUGCAACGAAGACUUUCACUUUGUGGAGUUGCAAUUCCAUUACAAGAUGAUCGUGGAGUACAAUGAUGUGAGUCACGCUCACGAACUUUACAACUUUUUCCGAGCAGAGCUCGCAAAUCAAUAUCACGAAGAGAUGGAAGCAAGAUUGAACUUUAUGUUGGAAGCACGGAUGCAGCUGUUCAAGGAGCUAAGAAAUUCUAGAAGUUCCAGUCCUUCUAGCAGUGAUGACUAUGGCCUUGGUGAACUCCAACCAAAUGCCUUCCAGUCUUUUCGAGCUCUAUGCAACUUGGCUGCCAGAUUCGUGACCGGCGACGAAAAUCAAGAAUUCACUGUAUCACAGCUGGUUACCAGCAGCUUCUCUAAGGCCAUGGGCUUGCGCAGGAUGUUGGAAUUGGGCAAGUUUGACAAGCAGGUCGAUGAAAUUUUACAGCUCAUGCAGCUGGUGGCUCUUCACAACCAGCUGAAUCAGAAGCGCAUUUUCAGCCAGAAAGAUGUGGAGACCGCCUUGGCCAAGAAGCCGGAAUUCUUACCCAUUUGGAUGACAUUUGUUAAGCAGGGAGAUGUGCCUUUUGUGAAGAUUGUGGCGGAUGGUGAAGAUGCAGAAUAUCAGUUUAGGCACCUGAGUUUCCAAGAAGCACUAGCAGCGCAAGUCCUGGCAGACAGCGGCCCCGUAGGGAUUGAGGCAGCAGAGCGCUUUAAGCAGAUUGGCGGUAGUCUGGUGGGCUUCUUGAACAUGCCCUUCUAUCGUAACAUGCUGAAAAUUGGUGCUGGGUUUGUGGGUGAUGUCUUCGGUAAAUAUUGGCCCUUGACUUCACAGUUGACUGAUGAUGGGCGAGCAGGUCUGUGGAACCUACUUCUGGGAGCACGCAAGUUGAUCUUAGUCAGCUUCUUGCGGCCACAAGUGGAAAGCCACAAAGCCUAUGAAAAGGCGAUCUUUCCAGAAAGAUCUGAAGAUUGGUUCCGCACCAUGUUCCUCUUCAAGUCCACCAUUGAAUUCAAGGGUGGCUCUGUGAUGUACUCCUUGCGCAAGAUCAAGAGUCAGGUGCAGAAUUUGGAGGCUGCCUUGGUGUCCAAUGCUGCUUGCCACCUCCUCUUUGGUGGUGGGCUGGAUCUGUCAGCCUUUGAGGUGGACCGAUAUGGGGCUCAAGACUUGGCAGACCAGAUCUGUGUUUGGGACCUUGGGACCGGCCAGGUGCAUUCUGACACUUUCCCUGUGCAGUGGAACGGCAGUGGCCAAGCUUUGGAUGUGGCAAAGGCACCUGGAAGAAUUGGAUGGCAGCUGCACAUGAAUUCCAAGGCCUCCUUGCUUCAUUUUCAGGAGAGUGAAGUGGAUUCAUUGGACCCGCCUCGGCCAAAGAUGGAAAUUUCUGAUAGGGUUCCUGAGCUGCAUGGCACUUCGGGUAUUCGUUGGAUUUUUAUCUCUGCCAGGCCACAGGAACCAUUGAGCUUUGAUCCCAGUCUCUGCACCAAAGUGAUCCCUGUCUACAUCAGAAACUCCAGCGCAAAGCCAGAGAAGCGCGGCAAAGUCAUUCAGUCGCCGCCCGAUGCGACUGAGCCACGGAUGGCUUCAACAUACCAGAGAUCUUAUGGCCAGAAUUCGUUGGUGCCAACCGUCGGCAAAGAAAGUAAUCGAUCAGACGAAGUGUUGGCAGAUGAUGGCCGUGCUGCAACAGCCUUCUUCUCUGGAGGUAGUGUACUACGUCACUAUGGCCGAGUGGACAAGGUUGGGUGGGCGCCCAGCCGAAAGCAGUGCAUGGCAGUACAUUUCGUCUCGCUUCGAGCAGUUUUUCAGUCCUGGAAGAUGGCGCGUGGCAUGGACCUCCCCACGACAAAGGCUGCGCCUAACCCGGCGAAAGGUGGACAUGGAGGACCUGAGGGCGUUUCCGCAGCCAAGGGGGACCCGCGGACAGAAUUUUGGCGAUUUUGUGGAAAUUCUGGGCCCUGUGCCAACAAGUCCUGGGAGAUGUCUGUGUGGGUAGUGCCAGGAAAAAAGGUCGCAGCACAAGAAGUGGUGCGAGCGCCUGUUAAUGCCAAAGAAGAGGAACAGAUCAGGAGAGAGAUGGCCGAAGUCCAGUUUUGCAGCGAUGCCGGGGGCAAUGCCGAGAAGUUUCAAGGAGGCGAUGCUGAAGAAGCUUUGCUACGUCUCAAAACUCUCUGGAGCAAAGCUUGGAAAGAACAAGGUCACCGGCUGAGCGAUUUUCAACGCUUCUUGACCGAGAUGGCGCUGCCAGUGCUGCGACAGAGCCGCCUGCAGGAUCUCCGACCCUGGCUUCGGAACGGAGGUCCCCGCUGGAAUUUCACAUUGGAUUCAUGGCCGAUGGUGGAAAGUGCCACGAUAUCAACAGAUCCUGUUUCCAGCGAGAGAAUCAACGAAAAGGUGGUGAACAAGUGGAUAUCCACGUUGAGAGGAUACAAGGCGAAGUGUGUUGCCGGGUCCUGGGACUCGGAAUUCAUCUCACAUUCUUGGCAGAUUCCGAAAUACGUGAUUUGGGACGACUUGAUUUCGCAGAAUCAGGUGGGCUACAGAACGAAAAGACGAAAGGGGUAUCUGAACUUGAGGGCACAGUGUAUGGCCAAAGCCGAAGCUGAAUAUUCUGCAAGUGCAGCCACCGUUGACAGCGAGAGAGUCAACCGGAAGGUGGUGAACCAGUGGAUAUCCACACUGAGAGGAGAUGAGGCGAGGUAUGUGGCCGGGGACGACGGGGAUGACGGGGACAUGAACCACUCCCAUCGUCUAUGUCCUGGCCACAGAAAACGGAGCAAUGAGGGUCAAGUGGCAUGUGAUGGGUGUGCCAACACUCCCGAUGUCUAUUUUGAAGGGUAUGAGCGCUGGAAGAAAGGGAGGCAGAAGCCCGAGGCGCUUAAGCUCUGCGAAAAAUGCUACAAGAAGAGAAGACGCAAGGCCUAUCUGAAAGCCUGGGAUCCAGAAACAAAUCCUCAAAGGUGGAAAUUCCUGCCACGCGAUGCGGUCUUGCUGGACCAUUCGACGAGGAUGCAGCUCCGUGUUGCCCAGAGGCGGCAGAAAAGCGGGCAAACAUGGCAGCAGUGUUUUAAAGCUUUUUGUCAGCGCCUGCCCAAAGUGUCUUUCAAUGUGGAGUUCUUCACUCACCGCAUGGAAUCGGACAACUCGGCCAAAUUUGCGGCAGAGCAUGCAGAGCGCUUCAUUGCUACGCCUGCGGAGGAGCCGAGCCGUCUUGUUCUCAAGGUUCUCAACGACUUUCCUCGGUGCUUAGUCGCACACCGGAGGCGGUGUAAGAAGCGUCUACAGGAGAAUCCCAAGAGUGGCCUCCAAGGGGUGAUGCCCAGUGCCUUCUUCACACAUCGCCUCAGUGACGCCAGGGCGACAUUUUUUCUGCAGAAGUUUGCUUGCAUCCUCAGCGUGCCCAAUGGCGCAAAGGACCAUGACGACCGUGGCGACCGUGGCGACCGUGGCGACCGUGGCGACCGUGGCGACUGUGGCGACCGUGGCGACUGUGGCGACCGUGGACCUGAAAUGACCCCUGAGCCAGACAGAUGAAGCGUUGAAGCCCUGUGAAUCGAUGGUUUUUAUGGUUUUCAAAGCGUAGAUCGUUGUACAGCAUGCUGAGUUUCUUCGCCUGAAGGCAAGAAUGAACUUGGCAGUUACACGCACUUACCAUUUUGGUGCAGGGGUUUCCUCAUGUUAUCUUGUGAAAAGGUGUGAAAAACC